Messenger RNA from Phragmites australis (common reed), 1347 nucleotides. Its product is annotated as nuclear cap-binding protein subunit 2. The coding region runs from base 142 to 867 and encodes 241 amino acids. NCBI's taxonomy places the organism in Eukaryota, Viridiplantae, Streptophyta, Magnoliopsida, Poales, Poaceae. Gene Ontology annotation, biological process: mRNA cis splicing, via spliceosome. The record is from RefSeq and is a predicted model, not a curated record. The transcript has 8 exons. Gene Ontology annotation, molecular function: RNA cap binding. Gene Ontology annotation, cellular component: nuclear cap binding complex.
CUCUUUCCUCCGUAUUUCGUCCCCUUGGGCAAUCGGCACAUCAGAAAAACAUCAAAAAUUCCCCAUCCCCGGCUCUUCUUCACUAGAGGCAAAACCCUGAACUCAGAGCUCGACCUAGCACGCGCGGCCGCCGCACCCCCAAUGGCGUCCCUUUUCAAGGAUCCGAACAAGCUGUCGGCGUACAGGGACCGGCGGUUCCCCGGGACGCAGGAGGAGUACGAGGCGGCGCUGCUGGCGUCGACGACGUUGUACAUCGGGAACAUGUCCUUCUACACCACGGAGGAACAGGCGUACGAGCUCUUCUCCCGCGCCGGCGAGAUCAAGAAGAUCAUCAUGGGCCUCGACAAGAACUCCAAGACCCCCUGCGGCUUCUGCUUCGUUCUGUACUACUCUAGGGAGGAUGCUGAAGAUGCAGUCAAAUAUAUUAGUGGAACAAUGCUUGAUGAUCGUCCAAUCCGUGUUGAUUUUGAUUGGGGCUUUGAAGAAGGCAGGCAAUGGGGCCGUGGACGGAGUGGUGGACAAGUCAGAGAUGAAUACCGUACGGAUUAUGAUCCUGGAAGAGGUGGUUAUGGUAAAAUGGUUCAGAAGGAACUAGAAGCGCAAAGAGAAUUAGUUGACUACGGUGGAGCUUUUCAACCAAAUGCACCACCUCCAUAUGAGAAAGGUGAAAGGAAGAGAGGAUAUGGAGAUUCUUACAGGAAUGACAGAGGAGAUUACCAACGGAAACGCUACCGGAAUGAUGAUCGGUCUGCACCAGAGGGGUCCAGGGGAGCACCUGACUCUGAUCCAGUGGAGAAGAAUCCUAGAUUCCGUGAGAAAGGUGACUCUGAUGAAGAAGAUGAUUACGAUAAGAGACGCCGUCGCUAAACCUGGGGAACAAUCGCUGCAAUACGCAGAUGUCCUUAUGUCUAGUUACCGCAGAAGUGUCCACUGCCAUCAACAGUAUUUGGUUUACCCCGUCAUGUGCCAGAACUUAAAACUUUUCCUUAUUCAGCCGUUCUUUUUCUUGUGCUCGCAUCAUCAGUUAAUCAUCAUGUGCAUAGGUUUUGCAUGUGAUGAUAGUGAUUCGAGUAUGGGAUUCUGUAUGUGUGCUGCUGACGAAGGCGGGCACUGAGUCUAAUGGACAUUAGCACUGAUUUGUCACCGAAGCCUUGAAUUUUCCCUUCAAUGUAGUAUGUGGGAACAGUUUAGGAGAAUGUUGUUGCUCAUUACCAUUGAGCACUAAAGCAUAUUUCAAUUGGGGGGCACGCUAGCAUUAACCUAGUAUCUCUGUAUGUCCAUACUAUACAGUGCACCAAAGUUUGUGUUCUGGAUUCACCGUCCAUCCAAACGUUGUAAGCGUUGGUA